This is a messenger RNA of Plasmodium cynomolgi strain B, 4551 nucleotides long. RefSeq names its product DnaJ protein. Gene Ontology annotation, cellular component: cytoplasm. The transcript has 2 exons. The record is from RefSeq and is a predicted model, not a curated record. Bases 1 to 4551 code for a protein of 1516 amino acids. Lineage: Eukaryota; Apicomplexa; Aconoidasida; Haemosporida; Plasmodiidae. Gene Ontology annotation, biological process: protein refolding.
AUGAAAAACAACAACAAGGCCACGGAAAACUAUUACCUUAAGGAGCCCCCUUGUGACCAUGGCAACAAUGCGCUAAACAAGUGCUCAAGCUACUUCGACAUAAGUCAAAUUAAACAGUUAUACGCCCCCCAAAGUGUCAAUGGGUAUGAACAAAUUUUUUCCCCCCCUCGUAAAGCCAAGAAGGCAGGAAGAAAAAGUAAAAAAGAAAUAUCCAACACAAAAGGUGCCAUCCCUUCAUUCCACAGUGGUAACGACAAAACGAACAAAAUAAACAAAAUGAAUCGAAUGAACCAGUACAAAAAUGACAUGAAAAACCAAGUGCCUGUAGGAAUAGGCGAAAGGAAAAAAAUGAAAUUUAAUGCGCCGAAUGAAGAUCCCCACUUUUUUUACAGCAAUUCCUUUGACCAAACGCCCAGAAAACAGUUCUCAUUUAACCAUGAGGACCCACAAAAUGACGAAUCCCCAAACGUCUGUAAUCCAAGCGGCAGUGUUAGAAAAGGUGUUAACAAAACGGCGAAUAGCAGAAACGGUUCAUUAAACAAAUACGAUUUUAUUAGAUUUGUUUGUUCUCCGACCAAAAAAAGUGCUGAUAAUAGAAGCGCAAAGUGUGAUAGUGAAAUGUGCAGCCCGCCGAAAAAUGGCACCACUGGAAAUGGCACCACCGGAAAUGACGCUUCCAAAAAUGACCGCAAAAGUGACCCCAAAAAUGACGCUUCCAAAAAUGACCCCAAAAGUGACCCCAAAAAUGACCGCAAAAAGGGCGGAAACUGCGGCGAACACACUGCCACUAGCAUGGGCUCAACGAAUGACCCCAAAAGAGUCGUAAACAAUUACCCCCAAUGGGACAAUAUUUUUGAUCCGAAAAGGGACCCACAGAAUGCCCUCAAAACCAACCAAAAUUUUAACCCCCAAAAUGAUCUCAAAAAAGGAGCAAACUAUGGCGAACACAUUGCCACGAGUAGUAACAUAAAGAAUGCCCCCCAAAGAGCCGUAAACAACUACACCAAAUGGGACAAAUUUUUUGACCCAAGAAGGGACCCGCAGAAUGCCUCAAACGAACAAAAAUUUGACCCCCAAUAUGACCUCAAAGGGGGCAAAAAAUAUGCCCAAAAUGUUACCCAGAACAAUGACGCAAAGAUUGACACAAAGUGUUCCACUUUUGGUGUCACAAAGAGUUACUCGCAAAAUGACCCAAAAUGGGAUCCCAAAAAUGACCCAAAAACGGACCCACAAAAUGAGUCAGUUUUUGAUCCCAAAGGGGGUGCAAAGUGUGUCGAACUCGUUGGCACAAACGGGACCACUAGCGAUGACAUAGGGGAAGACUCCAAAAGUGCCAUAAAAAAUUUCCCAAAAAAUGACCCCCAAAGUGGCAUAAAAAAUUUCCCAAAAAAUGACCUCCAAAGUGGCAUAAAAAAUUCCCCAAAAAAUUACCCACAAAGUGGCAUAAAUAACUACCCCCAAAGUGGCGCAAACAGUUGCCCCCCAAAUGACCAGUACGAUGGCACAAACCAAAGCAGCGCAAGUGAGCAAGAGAGCACCCCCAAGAACGGGGCACAGAACAACGGACUGAUCGACCUGGAUAGCCACGAUUCCAUCGACCGACUUAGUAGAAACUUUUUCAUAAACAACAAAAAGAUCUUCAUUACGCACUUUCGAAAAGGAAAGGAGGCACAUAUUAAACGUGCCAGCAGUCAUGCACAUAGCAGUGGUGGGAACGCUCCUCUCCGUUACGAUGCACCAGAGGGGGGAAGAAACAAGGGAAAAAAUGAACACAACAAAUGGAGCGAAAAUGCUGAAGAGGUAACCCCAGGUGGUGAAACUUUGCACUGGGGCCUUUUUGCAAAAGUGAAUUCCCCGCAUUGUGAAGAUUAUGCUCAGAGCGGGGAGGAAAUUUUCGGAGUGCAAAACUGCAGGGUGCAAAACUGCAUUGGCGCAGGGGAAAACAAAGCCGAACGUGACGAUUGCAACGAAGAUGACGAGGACCAUAAUGACGACACACGCUACUCCGACGAAGAGCCAGCUGACGGUAGCAACUUCCUUCAAGACAUGAACUCCUUCGUGCGCAAAAACUGCAGCGCGACAAAAUCGCUGUACAGCCACCUGGACGUCCCGUACAACGGCAGCAAGGAAGAAAUUAAAAAGUCGUACAAGGAAAAAAUAAAGGUGCAUCACCCAGAUAAAGGAGGAAGCAUAAACAAGUUUCUUCAACUGAAGCUCUCUUAUGAUAUCCUAACAAACGAUAAAAAGAGAAAAAUGUAUGACAAAUAUGGACACAGCAUAUUAGAAUUAUUAGUGAGCGAAAAAUUUCAAAAUUAUGAGAUAUCCUCAUCGGAUGAAGAAAAUAGUGAAAACGAAAUUGAUGAGGAGAACGUAAAGAUGUAUGACUUGUUUGUCCAAAAGUACAACAACACAUCGUACUUACACAACUUACACGAUUUAAAAAUGGAUAGCAAUCAGUACAACGAAUUUCAGAAAUUAAUUUUCCAUUUUUUUCAUCAUGAAAAUCCCAUGUUUAAGAACACCUUCCAUUUAUUCCCAGCUUAUUCUCCGUUUGUCCCUCCGUAUAGGAAAAAAAAAACAGACAAACGGAAAAUAGAUAAAAUAAAGGCAGUUGAAAAAGCGGCAGUUGAAAAAGAGGCAGUUGAAAAAGGGGUAGCUGAAAAAGAGGCCGCUGAAAAAGAGGAAGCUGAAAAAAAGGCAGAUAAAAAAAGAAUUCCCCAUUUGGGAUUAUCAAGCAGCAUGGAGAACUCCCCUGACUGUUUUAUCCGAACGAAGGAGCUGCUCAGUUCCGGAGGCAGUUCCACAUCUCGAAAUGAGUCCCCUUCAAAUUACAGCGCAACAAAGGAAUCCUCAAUUUACGAUGUACUAAGCAUAGAGCAUGUCACUAAUCUGUUUAACGAGCUCGACGAUGACUUUAAAUGCUUUUACAAAAAAUGCAUCGUGCACAAAAUAGAGGAAUCAGAAUUGGCUAACAACUCCAAGUAUGCCAAAAAAGGAGUGACAAAAAUCGUAAACCCAGGGGAUGAUCAUCACUUGGAGGGGAACACCAACAGUGAUGAUGCCUCCACCCCCGUGAAGGAACAUACACACCACCCCUUCGAACAGUCUCCCUACGAUGAAGAUGUCGCCACUCCCCUAGCGCAGUGCGAACUCUCCCAGGAAAAACACAUCUCCAACCGUUGCAGCCGAAACGAAACCGCCUACCCCUUCCGGGAUAUUCAGACCUCCCCAAUUGCGUACAAAAUUAUAAACGAAAAUAACGAGAGGCACAUAGCCGACUUUUACAGGUGGUUUGAAUUAUUUUUCAAUCACCACCAGGGUGCGCAAGAAGCGGCGAAAGAAGCGGCGAAAGAAGCGGCGAAAGAAGCGACGAAAGAAGCGACCAAUGAAGCUGCGAAUGAAGUAGCUAACCACGCAACCCAAAGGGAUCACCGCAUUUGUAGUGGCAUGCCCCCCAACUCGCAAAGCCAAGCGUCCACACCCACCACCGUUGCUCCCCCGAGGCCACAAGAAGAAACACAUUCAGCACAAACUAACGAAACGGACGCAGAAAUCAAUUCGGAGCCAUUUAAAACGUUUCAAUACUGUGCCGAGAAAUUCAGCGCCUUUGGGCAGAUGCUGCGUAGCAGUAGUGACACCCCGAAUGCGCAAGUAAAUGGGGAUGCCCCAAACGGGGGAACCCCUGCUAAAUUUGCACAUGAUAACAGCGGCAAAACUCAGCAUCCAGACGGCGGAAAAACCCAACAUCGAGACGGCGGCAAAAACCAACAUCGAGACGGCGGCAAAAAUCAACAUCUCGAGGGAGGCGGAACCGCCCACUUCCACACACACCCAAACGCAACGCCAACCCGCGCAAACACCACUCCGCGGAGAAGCGAAAAAAAAGGGGACAAGCCUAAUAGAUCGCGAGAAAAAAACGCACACAAAAUAACCCCCUUGCGUAGCGUUAGCACCAAAGUGGAAGAUAAUAACCUGGCACUAAAUAUUGAAGAAAAAUAUGGCUUCAAUUUGCUGAAAAAAAGUGAACAAAAAAUUAAAGACAUAACACACGAUUUUAAUUACAUAUAUAUAGGAAGUAACAUGAUGAAGAAAAACAAAUUUGUCCUUUUCGUAAAAGAAGAAAGUAUAAAAAAAUUUUUAAAAGUGAAACUGCUCAUCGAAAAAAUUAAAAAAAAGUCAAACUUGAAACUUAUAUCCGUAUUCGAAAAGGAAAUAGAAAAAAACAUAAAACACAUGGAAUACAUUUUACUGCUCACAACACACAAGGAUGAAUUCCUUCCGCUCAACGAUUUUUAUCUACUUGACAGAAAUAUUUUUCCAAGAGACCAUUAUUGUAUACCCAUAUAUAAAAAAAAAAACAGCAUAAGCAGACCAACUCAUUUUCACAUCAGGUGGAUUGUAUACACCAUACAGUCGCUCAUCUUUUUUAAUUUCUUUUUUAAAAAAGUGAAUAAGUAUAUGUGUGCCUUUCCCUUUUUAAUUACAAGUAUAAUUUACUCAAACAUUUUUUGGACCAUGAAGAAAAGGCCAAUAGUAUCCCCCAUCAUAUAA